Molecule: messenger RNA, 216 nt
Organism: Strongyloides ratti
Lineage: Eukaryota; Metazoa; Nematoda; Chromadorea; Rhabditida; Strongyloididae
Exons: 1
Coding region: 1-216 (71 amino acids)
Source: RefSeq, a predicted model, not a curated record
AUGUUACUUAAUAAGUACAAUACUUAUCAAUUGCUGUUUUCUAUUGCUGAAGAUAUAUCAUUGGAUGCUGGCAUUGAUGAAGUUAAUGAGAAAGAUGCGCUUAUUAAAGAAAAAGACAUACUUUCUGCUGAAGAAAGUUCUUUGUCUCAUAUAUCUUCUUCAGAUGAUUAUCCAUUUUUAUCCCCCGAGUGUAAUAAUAUGCAAAAUUUAAAAUAG